Chenopodium quinoa (quinoa) is the source of this 2071-nucleotide messenger RNA. Its product is annotated as phosphatidylinositol N-acetylglucosaminyltransferase subunit P-like. The transcript is spliced from 5 exons. The record is from RefSeq and is a predicted model, not a curated record. Lineage: Eukaryota; Viridiplantae; Streptophyta; Magnoliopsida; Caryophyllales; Amaranthaceae. Bases 1254 to 1757 code for a protein of 167 amino acids.
AAAAUUGUCCGGAAUAAUCCCACCUUUGAGCCAUCCGCCCAAAAUAAUCCCACCUUUGGAUUAUUUUUAAUUAUCCGACCUUUAUUGUCAAUCUGCUCCUAAUGGUCCCAAUUAACCUGUGUAACCGGGAUAGGUAAAUUUUUUUUUAAUUAAGUUUAAUUUACAAGUGUCAUCACGUGAUUGGUAAAAAAUAUGUUUUAUUUUAAUUUUGUUUUAAGAAAUGAUUGUUAGUAAUUAACAUUAGUUAAUUAUUUUUAAUUUCUUUUUCAAAAAAAAAACCCUAAAAUUUAAACCAAACCCUAGCCCCAUCACGACCCCAGCUACCUCCCUGACUGCCCCUAGCGUCGGCCUAGACGAGGCUCAGAGCCACUAGCUUCCCCGCGCGUGGUUCACCGACCUCCCCUCUACCCCUUUCCGUCGCCACUAAACCACCACAACCAAUCAACCGUUACCGAAAUCAAGGUUGAGGCUAGGUGGGAGGACUGGGUCAAUGGCUUUAAUACGGUCGCCGGUAGGGAGAUAGGUUAGGGUUUCGUGGGGCAAGGGGUUGGGGGCUGGGCGUGGGAUCUCAUUGGCAGGGGUAAGGGGUUUGUGUGCUAGUUGGAGUCGGGGUCAGGGCUCGUUGGCAGGGGUUGGUGGCUGGUUGGGGUGGGAACUGGUGGUGAAUCGAGGGUUUGGAUUUGACGAGGCUGGUUGGUGGUUCUGGGGGAGGAGUGUUAGGCUGGCGUGGGCGGAGUCGGAAUUGGCGCCGGAGUUAGCAUCAGAGUCGACUUCGGGUGGUCGGGGCAGGGAUUCAAGUGGCGGUGGGGUGGCUUGGCAGCUAGUGGGGUGGCUUUAAAAUAAUUAAUUGUUUUUUUUAAAAUUUUUUCUUUACAAAAAAAAAAAAUUUAACUUUUUUGUUUAAAUUUUUAUUUCACAUUUAUUUUUUGGACCAAAUCACAGGCCGCCACGUGUCAGGUAACCUAUUAUAACAAGUUACAUGACCGGUUGGGACCAUUAGGAGCGGAUUGACUAUAAAGGUCGGAUUAUUUAAAAAUAAUCCAAAGGUGGGAUUAUUUUGGGCGGAUGGCUCAAAAGUGAGAUUAUUCCGGACAAUUUUUCCUUUUUUUUUUUGGAAUAUCAGAACUUCAGACGGAUGUAAAGUUGUAAUAGAACAUUGGAUCUUGAUGAUUUCAAGAUUGCUCAUAUUUCAGAUAUUUAAGUGAAUUCUGCUUGUAUUUGAUGGUCUUACAGGGGGUGUACCAUAGAACAAUAUGGAGGAUCCUCCUCCUGUUAAUAGCCCAAGAAGAGUUCUCAGCCUGUUGAGGAAAAGGAAAGGUGUUGGCUCCUCCCUGAAUGUUGAUAAUAAGGCUUCUGGAUUGGGUGUAUCUGGUCAGCAUGGUCCAAAACCAGCUGAAGUAUAUGGCUUUGUGGGUUCUAUAACAACUAUUGUUGCAACAGCUAUAUUCUUCAUAUGGGCAUAUGUUCCUGAGCACUGGUUGCAUUCUAUUGGGAUCUUCUACUAUCCUAGCAGGUACUGGGCUGUAGCUGUACCAACUUAUUGUAUGGUCAUAAUAGUCUUGGGACUGGCAUUUUAUAUAGGCCUUAACUUUAUGGCAACUCCUUCUCCAACCUCUUUAAAUGUGAUUUAUGAUGAGCACAGCAGAGAGCCACAAAAUUUCAAGACAUCAACUGUUGAAGAUGAUCAGCCUAUUGAACCUAUCUCGGAUAUUGGCAUCAACCAAAUAAAUGAGCUUAUGUUUAGAGAUUUAAAGUGACAAAUGUUUAUGUUGACAUAUGUGGACCAAACGUUGAAAAUAUCUGGUACAAAAGGCCUUGAAUAAUUCCUUCAAUGAUGUGAGCACGCUUUCCCCAGUCAAGCUGCAAACUUUUCACAGGAUCUGUAAUGAUUUGAAAGACACAGAAGAAUCAAUAAGCUGGUAGAAACAUUAUGUCCAUGUUUUCAGCAGUUCACUGACUAGAUUUGUUGUCAUCGGUGAACUUAGUCAAACAAAAGCUAUACCGAAGAGAUAAUAAUCCAAGCUGCUAUUUGGAAGGUAUUCAUAAAUAAGCAUCUUUUCUUCUCUUUUCA